UCACACUCUUUGACAUGCACACUCACUUCAUCUGACACACACCUACACUCCCACACACAUUUUGCCCACUCUCUCUCUCUCUCUCAAACGCAAACCAAGACAGAAACACUGUGAGCUCAGUGACUCAACAGUGGCUCAGAAAGUUUCUAGGACAUAAACACCACAUACACACACACUCAAACAGUCUCUCUCUCGUCACUCACACACACACACACACGCACACACACGCACGCACACACACACACACACACACACACACACACACACACAUUGCACCACGCCACACAUAUUUGUCAGCCUCACCCACCCUUCCAACACACACACACACACACACACACACACACACACCACACACCGUGAUUUGAUUGCACUAAGUGGAUGAGCUCACACCUGAGGAAGGUUCUGAGGCGGGGGAAGACUCUCCAGCUCAGUGGAGCAGCAGCAGAGCAGAGCAGCAUGGUGGUGAAGUAGUAGACUGCUCUGCUCACAAGGACCAACUUCCAUCACCACGCAUCCAGCUGGAUCACCAGUAAAUCCAAGGACCAUUCAAAGUCACACGUGACAGGCAGACGCAAAGAGAGUGACCCCGAGGACUAUUUGUGACCAAAAAAAAGAACACGAAGACCGGGCUAAAACUGAGGCAAAGGUAAACAAAGUGCUAGAGAGGAGGGAGGGACCCAGGAUACUUCCACUGGUUUUCGCAGGACGGGAGGAUGGGUGCUUAGCCCGUCCCUAUAGCCUGGGAAUCACGUGAAGGAAGGAGCCCAGUCAAACCCCCAUACGCCUGGUCUGGCCUCCCAGAGGAUGGUGCCCUGCCGAGGGCUGCUGGGGGCGCCGAUGCCCCUGCUGUGGAGGGGGGCGCCUCUGGUGCUGCUGCUGCUGCUCCUGCUGCCACCAACGUUGUGCACCGCGUAUAGCGAGGACAGUGCUGAACUGGACGGAGACAACUACACUGUCAGUACAGAGAGCCCGGAGGCCAUCUCAUCGGAUGCAGUGAUAGCCAGUCCUCUGAACACCUGGCUGCUGUUCAGGAACUCCAAUAAGGGAGAGCCCAAGAGGUCCAGACAUCCCAAAAGACCAUCUAAGCAUGGUCUCCCCGGGCCCCCUGGACCUCCCGGCCCACAGGGCCCCCCAGGGCCACCGGGCCCCCACUACCCGCUGCAGGAGGCCCUGUUGCAGGAGUUCCAGCUCAAGCUCAAGGAGCUGGUAGGAUCGCAGUGUCUCUUCUGUGACCAGCCCCCCCGUGUGGUCACAGCCUUCCACUGCCGCCUGCAUCACAGCCUGACCGUGCCCCGCCGCAGCCUGCAGGAGCUGCAACCCUUCAAUCCGCCCACAGAGACGGAGCAGUCCCACCAGAGAGGACAGGCCUUCAAUGCCAGCAGCGGCCGCUACACGGCCCCCAUCUCCGGCUUCUACCAGCUCACCGCCAGCCUGCAUAUUGGUACGUCAAGAGAAGAAAGGGGGUCGUGGGUGUCAGAAGAAAAUCAGUGGGAGUCCAGUGAUACACACCGCAAGUCUCAAUCAAGGCCCAGAGACAGCGUGAGAGCUUCCAUUUGCAUUGAGUCCCUAUGUCAGAGCAAUGUUUCUCUGGAGACAGUCACUGGAGUGGGCUCAACAGGCAAAGUAUUCAGCGUCUUGCUGACAGGAACACUCUACUUACAGGGAGGCGAGUAUGUCUCUGUGUUUCUUGACAAUGGGACAGGUUCUGCGCUUACAGUUCUUCAAGAAAGCUUGUUCUCUGGAAUCCUUCUUGGAGUCUGACACAAAUACACAUUCGCUCAAAUGGACACAGACACAGACACAGACACACACAUACACACACACACACACACACACACACACACACACACACACACACACACACACACACACACACACACACACACACACACACACACACACACACACAGUACGCAUAAACAUACACACACAUACAGCACCUCCCACACACACACACACCCUUCAUGGAGGGAAAAUCAAACCACAAAAGUUGCCCGAGGUUUUUAAGAGGCUUUUGGCAUGCCCGUGUGUUCUCUUUGGCUGGAUGAGCUAAUCAUUUGAGAACAGGGGGCAACAGAGAACAGUAAUACCGUAAUUGCAACGAGGAGGACUUUCCAGGCAUCUACAGCAUACAGACCCUAAGCAGCAGGGCCGCUGGCAGCUUUUGCUGGGCCCAGGACAAAAGUGAUCUGAAAGGGGCCCCUACCCAAUAUAUACAAUGUAAUGGGGACCAAAAUCUGGGCCCCCUAUCUCCCUGGGCCCGGGACAACAUACCCCUUUGUCCCCUCCUGUCGGCGGGCCUGCUAAGCAGCUUCAGCAAUUAUCCAUAACACCGUUGCCAGGACAGCAGGAUAGUGCGCCGCUGUCUGUGUCAUAUUUGCAAAUGGAUGGCAACGUGUUUAUAAGGAAAGGUUGUUUAUAGAGAUGUAUUUUUUUUAACGCUGUGUUGUUUCCAUCUAGCAAAACCCUAUGAAAUCCUGCUAUAUUUAUUUUCCAUUGCUCUCCAAAAAAAAAAAACAAGGUGUAGAUAUUUUGUUUCUGUGUUUGAUAACGUUUGUAAUAAAUCAUCUUAUGAAUUCUGUGACGCAGGUGAUGGUUUAUUAACAGGCUUACACAGGAAAUGACUCAGAAUAAUAUUGCCAAGUUCAAGGUUGACGUCAUAAUUGAAUAAUUGAAACUUAACAGGUAUGUAUUAAAUGUAAUUGUGGUCAGCUGCGGCAGACGUAAUGGCCUGGUAAUUUGACAUUCUUGUAACUGUAUGACUGGCCUGAUGAGAGCUGUUUGAACAAAUACAGACAUGAGAGGGCUGAAGACGGUUUAUACUGCAGAGGAUUGUCAGUCAUCAUAAAAACAGUUGAUAGUGGAUUCCAGUACAAGCCCCUUGGAUUCCGGUACAAGCCCCUUGGGUGAAUUUAAGGCAUAGGGUUUAAGGCAUAGGGGCUGCUGUCUGCAAAAUAUGUUCUGCCUUCUCCUUUUCCUAUGGUAAUCCCAUAUGAGGAUUUAAUAGUCAAACAAAAUAAGUAAGCAGUUCAAUGGUGAUUUGUGAGUAUUUGUGUAUGCAAUAGGCCAGCUAACCUGAAUUUUGACAUGUUGAUUUAAAAAAAAAAAUCCAGUUUAUAUUUUCAAGCUCUCAAGCUCUAAAACCUCGGCGUCACUAGGUAACAUUCUCAUGUCACCGCCA
Engraulis encrasicolus (European anchovy) is the source of this 3181-nucleotide messenger RNA. RefSeq names its product erythroferrone. Gene Ontology annotation, molecular function: hormone activity. NCBI's taxonomy places the organism in Eukaryota, Metazoa, Chordata, Actinopteri, Clupeiformes, Engraulidae. The transcript has 8 exons. The record is from RefSeq and is a predicted model, not a curated record. Bases 805 to 1761 code for a protein of 318 amino acids.